Messenger RNA from Prunus dulcis (almond), 750 nucleotides. RefSeq lists its product as uncharacterized. The record is from RefSeq and is a predicted model, not a curated record. Bases 1 to 750 code for a protein of 249 amino acids. The transcript has a single exon. NCBI's taxonomy places the organism in Eukaryota, Viridiplantae, Streptophyta, Magnoliopsida, Rosales, Rosaceae.
AUGGCGAACGGUUCAAUGGCUCCAUUUCAAGUUUAUCUGCUGAUCAAAGAUAAUCAUCACAAUUGGAGUGUUAGAAUGAAGACUUUGAUUAGCUGCUAUGAUGUUUGGGAGGUCGUAGAGAGAGGAAUUGGCAAACAUGGUGAUGAAGCAAAUUUGACCAAUGCCCAAAGAAAAGCAUUGAAGGAAAUAAGGAAGAAAGACAAGAAGGCACUCACCCUCAUUCAAGCCUUGGAUGAUAGCACAUUUGAGAAGGUUGCAAAUGCAAUAACGGCAAAAAAUGCAUGGGAGAUUUUGCAUAAUUUUUAUAGAGGAGUUGAUAAAGUAAAGAAGGUGCGGCUCCAAACUCUUAGACGAGAGUUUGAAAGCCUACAUCAAAAGGAAUCCGAAUCGAUUUCAGACUAUAUGUCAAGAGUUCAAGCCAAUGUCAACCAAUUGAGAAGAGAUGUUGAAAAAAUUAGUGACGUCACUCAUGUAAUUGAGAAAAUUAUUCGCUCAUUAGAUUCAAAGUUUGAGCAUAUUGUUGUUUUUAUUGAAGAGUCGAAGGACAUGGACACUAUGCCGGUUGAUCAACUCUCUAAAUCAUUGAAAGCUCAUGAGGAAAGAUUGAAGAAGAAAAAUCAAGAACCAUAUGUGGAGAAAGUCAUACAAACGAAGCUAACUUUAAAUGAUGAAGAAAGCUCAAAAAGUGGAACAAGUCGUGGCCGUGGAAAAGGAAUAGGUGGCAGAGGAACAAGAGGUGGAAGAGGAUGA